Molecule: messenger RNA, 1723 nt
Organism: Erpetoichthys calabaricus (reedfish)
Lineage: Eukaryota; Metazoa; Chordata; Cladistia; Polypteriformes; Polypteridae
Gene: mab21l2
Product: mab-21-like 2
Exons: 1
Coding region: 529-1608 (359 amino acids)
Source: RefSeq, a predicted model, not a curated record
GUUUUCAGUAGGAAAGUGGUAAGCUCCUCACCGGUCCAUCGGCGAGACCUCUGAUUGGUGGCUUGCCUUGACAGCCAAGCCUGUGAUUGCAGGAAGUGAAUCCCCGCCCCCCUCACUCCAGCCUGGGGACCAUUCAUAAACUAAAUAACUCCAGCACUCCCAAAUGAGUCUGGUCAACAUAGCGGACGCAGAAUCGUGUUAGUCGACUUAACAGCGGUGGAAAUAAAGCAAGAAAAAGCGCACAGAUGAAAGGUUGUAGCGAGCCUUUUAAGCGCGGAUGCAGGCUAUUUUGUAAAUUGCACUCCUUCUCCUCUCCAAGUAGUUAAGCUGGACAGAGCUGCCUGCUCCGCCAAAUGCACUUGAAGUCCCUGCGCUGAUAGUCUAAGUUUCUCUCUCUCUUUUAUUUACAAAUUCCUCCUCCUCUUCUUUUUCUUCUUCCAAGUGCUCGCCUCUGGCUUAAACCGGUAAGCAUUGGAUCCGUCAGCGUAUUGCGAAACUCCGGUGUACAGUCCGGACCUUUGCCCCAACAUGAUAGCUGCUCAAGCUAAGCUAGUUUACCAGCUGAACAAAUAUUACAACGAGAGAUGCCAGACCAGGAAAGCAGCCAUCGCCAAAACCAUCCGAGAAGUGUGCAAGGUGGUCUCGGACGUCCUGAAGGAAGUUGAAGUCCAGGAGCCGCGUUUCAUCAGCUCGCUGAGCGAAAUCGACUCCCGCUACGAGGGGAUGGAGGUGAUUUCACCAAACGAAUUCGAGGUGGUGCUCUACUUGAAUCAGAUGGGUGUUUUCAACUUUGUGGACGACGGAUCCCUGCCGGGCUGCGCCGUGUUGAAACUGAGCGACGGCCGCAAGAGGAGCAUGUCCCUGUGGGUCGAGUUCAUCACUGCCUCGGGAUACCUCUCCGCGAGGAAAAUCCGAUCUCGCUUUCAGACUCUGGUGGCGCAAGCUGUGGACAAAUGCAGUUACAGAGAUGUUGUCAAGAUGGUCGCAGACACAAGUGAGGUAAAGCUGAGAAUCCGAGAGAGAUACGUUGUGCAGAUCACGCCUGCCUUCAAAUGCACGGGCAUCUGGCCUAGAAGCGCGGCUCAGUGGCCCAUGCCCCACAUCCCCUGGCCUGGACCCAACAGAGUGGCAGAAGUCAAAGCAGAGGGCUUCAAUCUGCUCUCGAAAGAGUGCUACUCCUUGACUGGCAAACAGAGCUCUGCCGAGAGCGACGCCUGGGUCUUGCAGUUUGCAGAAGCCGAAAACAGGCUCCUGAUGGCAGGCUGCAGAAAGAAAUGUCUGUCUAUCCUGAAGACGCUGCGCGAUCGGCACCUUGAGUUGCCAGGUCAACCCCUCAACAACUACCACAUGAAGACCCUGCUUCUGUACGAGUGUGAGAAGCACCCAAGGGAGACCGACUGGGACGAGUCGUGCCUCGGGGACCGGCUCAACGGCAUCCUCCUGCAGCUCAUCUCCUGUUUACAGUGUCGGCGGUGUCCGCACUACUUCUUACCUAACUUAGACCUUUUCCAGGGAAAGCCUCACUCGGCCCUGGAGGCUGCAGCCAAGCAGACUUGGAGACUGGCGAGAGAAAUCCUAACGAAUGCAAAAAGCUUGGACAAAUUAUAAAACAACGAGAACAAAAAAAAAAAAAAAAGACACAAAACAUUUAUAAAGACAUCUGCGAUCACUUCACUGCAAGUGAAAUGAAAUGAUCGACUUUACUCCGAGUAAUGUGAACAAA